AUGGGCGAUGAAAAGGUGACCCUUGUUUGCUUUUUGACAAUCUUGGCGAUGGACUGUAGCCUGGUACGGCUUUUGGUGCUUGCUCUCUCGGUGUCGGUGUGUCACCUUUCCCGGUUUGAAGAACCUGUUCCUAUUGCUCUUGCUCUCUCAGUGAGGCCAAAAAGCCCUCUUGCUUUGAAGGGCUCGGUUUCUUUUUUUGUUCAGGCCACUUGUGUGGGCCUCGGCCCAAAGUAUGUUUCUUCAAUUGUUGCUUACCCUUGA
Prunus armeniaca (apricot) is the source of this 261-nucleotide messenger RNA. The record is from the annotation of a GenBank genome assembly. NCBI's taxonomy places the organism in Eukaryota, Viridiplantae, Streptophyta, Magnoliopsida, Rosales, Rosaceae.